This is a messenger RNA of Symbiodinium natans, 2280 nucleotides long. The record is from the annotation of a GenBank genome assembly. Lineage: Eukaryota; Dinophyceae; Suessiales; Symbiodiniaceae.
AUGGCAGAGGGAGAGCAUAUGUCGCCACGGCUUGCAGCUCUUCACGCCGAGUACGGCCGUUAUGCUCGUUUGGGGAAUGAUGGAACAUCUGAGUUAAACUUUCAGGAGUUCGUGGCUUUGGCAACGGCACUGCAGCUUCCGCUUUCCAGGCAGAGCGAGGAGGAUCAGCGUCGGGUUUUUGCAGAGGUAGCAACUAGCGGUGGUGGAAGUCAGAAUACCGUCUCGUUUGAGGAGCUUUGUGCAUGGAUCGAGAAAAGCACAUCAGCAGACGCUGUAGCUUUGAGGCUUUUGACGCUGGAGGAGGAAUCAGCAUUUUCAGCAGGGCUGGUUCGAGCAAUGACUGGCCUGCUACGCUCACUAGGUGGUGUGGCAGUCAUUCAGGCCCUCGCUGCGCUGAAGUUCAAAUGUCUGUGGAUUGCGAAGUCCGUCGCCUUUGCGGCGAAGAAGCUCAUGAUGCUGGCCAAAGCUAAGGCUUUCGUCUCGGCCGAGACAGCCAUGCGCAACCCUUGGCGUCUCUUCCGCCGACAAGUCGUCAGCCCACUGCAUGCAUUUCGUGUGCAUCCCUCUGGAAUGUGGGACGCUCUGCGUGAGGAGCACAAGCAACGUGGGGUCCGAGGAAUAGGCAUCAAGACAACGGGUCCAUACUUCGCCAAUGCCGUGGUUGCCAUGUCCAUGUUCCACGCAUACACAUACGCACGACUGUCCUUGCAUAUGCUGGCAGCAGAGUAUCCUGCGAUAACCGAGAAUCCACUGCGAUGCGAAGCAGGUGCUGCUUCGGCAGCUGGAGUUGUGCAGGCCACACUGCAUACGCCCUUGUAUAAUAUGCGAUUGGGACGUGAAGAUCACAUUGCUGCAGUGCAACGCGUGGAACACAAGGGGCUGUGGCAGACUUUCCGUGAACUUUACGGGAAAGGUGGCCUUCGAGCAUGCUUCCAGAACUAUCCUUUUGUUCUGGUGCAAGAGACAUGUUCGCUGGUCACAUUUUUCACCAGCUACGAGUGGUUCAAGACAAAGGCGAGCAUUCUGCUUCAUGAGCAUGUGGAUGCCUCCGGUGAGAAGGAUGCCUUGGCAUGGGCCUCAGCCGCGUGCCUCUCGGGUGUUGCGAUGGUCGGGGUCAGCACACCCUUUGAGAAUGUGCUGACGUGGCAUAUUUCCAGAAGAAGGCCCAGUACUCCGAACGGUGUUGUCCUGCACUUUGUCCGCUUUGGGAUUUCCAAGCCACAGACUGCUCGCUUGGUGCUUUUCAGUGGAAUGAGGACGAAGCUGAUGACGGCCCCUUUGAUGGGUUUGCCCUUGCUUGCCUACGAGCUCAUGAUUCACAGAGGAUGGGCACCUGCGUUGCCCUGCUGCGCCGUGACCCACGGCAGCGCAGACCUGGAACUCAUCCUGCCGAUGCACUGCAAGGCUGCGGGGCUGGAGGUGCCCGAGGUGCUCAGGUCCUAUGCAGAUCUUCGCCUCGCGGCCCAGCGACAAGUUCUCGCAAGUGGCAAAGAAGGUGUGCGCGCCUCGAGCUUGCGGGAGAUCUGCGACUCGCUGCACGUGGAAAUGGUGGGCACUGAGCACUGUGGCUUGGAUGACUCAUGGAUGGUUCUGUUGGCAUUGCAGCAGCUACUUAAGCUGGGCACACCGCUGCAACCCAUCCACUUCUUCGUCGAGCGUGAAGCAUUUCUGUCCGGAGAAAGACAGGAUUCACGGCUUUGCCUCGAUGGCUUGCCCUUCCAUGCGCUAUCUGCUGACGUGUCGGCAUGGAUGGAGAUGUAUCUGGACGAGGCAACAGUAAGGAAAAGCCUGCUCUACAUCGUCAUUGGAACUGAUGGCCGCGCAACCGGAAGAGCAGUGAUCCGCUUCUUGGAGGGUUGGGAGGCAGCUGCACGAGCCCUUCAGGUUCUUUCAGGUGGGAAGUUGAUGGUGUGCAAGGCAAGCGAGGAAACCCGCUACAGUGAGCGGUUGAUUCUGACUCGGCCCCUCAGAGAAGACGAACUACGUCUCAGCACCCUGGAGCAGCUGCCUCGCAUGGUAGAGGGAGCCACGAAGGGCCCCGCCCUCGCGCCGUUUCCAAGGGUGUUGAGUGACCUUGGCAGAGGAAAGAAGUACUGCUUCGCAUUCCAGGAGGACCGCUGCAAGAAUGGGGAGCACUGCCGAUACGUGCACGAGAAAGCUCCAGAUGGCUUCAUCAAGUUCACCACUAAGCACUGCUAUGACUUCCAGAAAGGCUUCUGUUCACGCGGAGAAACCUGCUUGUACAAGCACCAGCUGCCGCAGAAGAAUGGGCAUAGCUGA